AGAGAGACAGACAAUCAAACCUGCUUCUCAGAAACAUGACAGAUCAAUCUCUACAACAGACGAUGCCAAUGAAUGACAGCUCCACAAACCAGACUUGUGAUGUUUUCAUCUAUAAGGAGUCUGCACGGAUCAUCUUUCCCAUUUUCUAUUGCCUGAUUCUUGUCAUCAGCGUGGCAGGUAACAGCUUGGUCCUCUGCAUCACUUGUCAGAAAAAGCUGAAGAUGAACUCCACCACGAUAUAUAUCAUCAACCUGGCCAUCUCCGACACCCUCUUCACCUUGGCUCUUCCCGGCAGGAUCACCUACUACAUCCGAGGCUUCGACUGGCCUUUUGGAGAUUUCUUGUGCCGGCUGACUGCCAUGAUCUUCUACAGCAAUACCUACGCUAGCAUCGCCUUCAUGACCUGCAUCAGUGUAGAUCGCUACUUGGCCAUGCUGCACCGUCAGAGGUGUCAAAGGCUGAGGAAAGCCAAAGUUGUGCGAGGUAUCUGCAUUCUGGUAUGGGUGGUGGUGCUUCUUGAGACGUCUCCUCUGCUCUUGAAGAACACCAUGGAAUACAGAUCCAGUCAUCGAACGUGCAUGGAGUUCUCUAAUUUUGAUAGCCACUGGAUGGCAUUCGUUCUCCUGUUUGCUUGCAUCAUCGGGUUUUGCUUUCCAUUGGGACUCAUCCUGUGCUGCUACAGUCGGGUCAGCUGCAAGCUCUCCAAGACGGCCAAGGAAAACCCGGUGACCAACAGGUCUGGCAGCAACGGCAGGGCCAAAAAUAUGAUCCUGCUCAUUCUGCUGAGCUUCGUGGUGUGCUUCAGUCCCUACCACAUCAACAUCAUGCAGUUUGCAGUGAGAAGGCUGUACAAUGUGCCCAGUUGUGAAGACUUAAAGACUUUGAAAAUGUCCCUGCAGGUAACCGUUUCCAUGAUGAACUUUAACAGCUGCCUUGACCCUAUUAUUUACUUUUUUGCCAUCAAAACGUACAAGCAGAGAGUCAUGAGUCUUUUUAAGAGCUACAUUUCCAUUUCAGCAUCCUCCAGGAGCAUGCAGGAGAACAGCAGCAGUAACACAUGAGGGCCAAAAUGAUGUGAAGAAAAAUAUGAUGGUGCAAACUGCAGAGGAAAUGUCUGCACAGGUGUGAAAAUGCGGUUGGAUAGCUGUAGAGUGCAGCGUCUCAUACCUUUUAUUUCUGAACAA
Molecule: messenger RNA, 1184 nt
Organism: Sinocyclocheilus grahami
Lineage: Eukaryota; Metazoa; Chordata; Actinopteri; Cypriniformes; Cyprinidae
Product: G-protein coupled receptor 183-like
Exons: 2
Coding region: 36-1061 (341 amino acids)
Biological process (GO): G protein-coupled receptor signaling pathway
Cellular component (GO): membrane
Molecular function (GO): G protein-coupled receptor activity; oxysterol binding
Source: RefSeq, a predicted model, not a curated record